Ctenopharyngodon idella (grass carp) is the source of this 2307-nucleotide messenger RNA. It is a transcript of the gene hspa14, whose product is annotated as heat shock protein 14. Gene Ontology annotation, molecular function: misfolded protein binding; ATP binding; heat shock protein binding. The record is from RefSeq and is a predicted model, not a curated record. Gene Ontology annotation, cellular component: cytoplasm; ribosome. The coding region runs from base 104 to 1702 and encodes 532 amino acids. The transcript is spliced from 13 exons. NCBI's taxonomy places the organism in Eukaryota, Metazoa, Chordata, Actinopteri, Cypriniformes, Xenocyprididae. Gene Ontology annotation, biological process: protein refolding; cellular response to unfolded protein.
AUUGGCUAGAAUCGGCGCCCGUCAUUUGACCGCGCCCAAAAGUCCAUCCCUUCUCAUUUGCAUAUGAGUACCGGCUUCCGGUAGAAUUCUUCAGUUCAGAAGCAUGGCUGCCAUCGGAGUGCACUUUGGAUACACAUGUGCCUGUGCUGCCGUAUUCAAGGAUGGGCGAGCAGAUGUUGUGGCCAAUGAUGCAGGGGACAGAGUCACUCCAGCUGUGGUCGCAUACAGAGACACUGAACAGAUAGUGGGAAUCGCCGCUAAGCAGGGCCGAAUACGAAAUGCCGCCAAUACGGUUGUCAAAGUGAAGCAGAUCCUUGGCAGACGAUUUGAUGACCCAGAUGCUCAGGCACACAGAGAAGAAAGCAAAUGUGUUGUUGUCAACAAAAGUGACAUGCCCAGAUAUGAAAUCGACACGGGAGAGACAACCAAGUAUGUGUCACCUGAAGAUGUAGCCAAAUUGAUCUUCCAUAAAAUGAAAGAGACGGCCCAGUCAGCCUUGGGUUCAGAUGUGAAAGAUGCUGUCAUAACAGUGCCUUUUGAGUUUGGAGAGAUGCAGAAGAAUGCACUAAGGCAAGCUGCAGAAAGUGCCGGGUUUGAUGUGCUGAGGCUGAUACACGAACCCUCUGCUGCCCUUCUAGCUUAUGGCAUCGGACAGGACUCAACGUUGGGAAAAAGGUACAGAGUUUGUGCAUCGUGCGAGUUGAGCUUUUUCUUUAACCUCUUCGGAAGCCUCAUUCUCAUUCCUCUUUUCAACCACAGUCAUGUCCUGGUGUACAAACUCGGAGGCACGUCGCUCAGCGUCACCGUCCUGGAGGUGAACAGUGGAAUGUACCGUGUCCUCGCGACACAGACAGAUCACAAGACGGGAGGAGAGAGCUUCACACAUGAGCUCGCACAGCACCUCGCUGCUGAGUUCAAAAAGAGUUUUAAACAGGAUGUGACGGGUAACCCCAGGGCGAUGCUUAAGCUCAUGAAUAGUGCUGAUAUGGCCAAGCACACUCUCUCCACCCUGGGUAGUGCCAACUGCUUUGUGGACUCGCUCCAUGACGGCAUGGAUUUUGAGUGUAAUGUGUCCAGAGCCCGUUUUGAGCUGAUAUGUGCCAGCCUCUUUACUAAGAGCAUUCAGCCAAUUAAAAGUCUCCUCGAUCAAGUAAACCUGACUACCUCUGAUGUCAACAAGGUGGUUUUAUGCGGAGGAUCAGCUCGUAUCCCGAAGUUGCAACAGAUGAUCAGGGAUUUGUUCCCAGACGUGGAGCUACUGAACUCCAUCCCCCCGGACGAGGUGAUUCCGGUCGGUGCUGCCAUGCAGGCGGGCAUCCUGGUCGGAAAAGACAGCCUGGCACUUGGAGAAGAUUCCAUCACUGUAGACUGCUGUGCCAGCGACAUCACGGUUAAGGAAGUGGAUGACUCCGGAGCGGAUGUUUUCACAGUUUUGUUUCCAUCUGGCACACCUCUCCCUGCCCGCCGUCAGCACACGCUGCAGGGUCCUGGCAGUCUGUCGUCAGUGAGUCUGGAGCUGUACCAGGCACAGCAACCAAUCGCACAGAUUGUACUUAGAGACCUGGAACCUAAAGAGGAGCUGCAUGACAUUGUCACAGUGCUGACAAUGAAGAGAGACGGUUCACUGCACGUUACGUGCACAGAGCAGGGCAGCGGCAGAUCCGAGGCCAUUACCAUAGAAACAGCUGCUGCAGCGUCUUAACCUUCAAUCACACUGUCAACGUAAUUCCAUACAGUAACCUAAACACCUGCAUCUCAUGCCGUUUGAGGUUUUCCAGCGCUCUAGAUUCCUCCAGACAUUAACCGAACAAGAACUUGAACUUGUUUGCUUCAGUUCAAGGAAUAGCUCACCCAUAAAUAAUGACAGAAUUUUCCUGUUUGGGUGAGCUAUCCUUUUAAAUGAAUAUCCAGUUUUAUUUGUAUACCUUUUUUUUUUACUCGCAGUCAUCUUGUUCAAGCCUGUUGUCUGUGACCAGCAGGUUUACUGUAGUUGUUCUUACCAUGUGCCUUUAUGUGCCUGCAUCACACCAUUAGAUUAGUCAUGAGUUGAUGUGACAGGCAAGAUUGGUGGAUUAAAAGAAGCCUGUGGAGUGUGCUGAUACCAUUUAAAGCAUGCACAACCUUAUUAGACUGAAGAAUUGCAGGUUGUAGAGACUGAGAUGCAGGUGGUGUUGUACAGGGAGGAGAUGUCUGUGUGUGACACACUGAUGCUAAUCUGGUGCAGUCACAGUGAGCAGGUGCAAAGUUAUCGUUUUAAAAGCUGUCAUCUGUAUCUAGCACACAAUAAAGAUCACUGAACACAAUAAA